GGAGCUGCAGUCCAGACCUAUCUCCUAGAGAAAACUCGAGUGUCCUGCCAGGCUUCCAGCGAGAGGAACUUCCACAUCUUCUAUCAGAUCUGCAAAGGAGCCAGUGAGGAUGAGAGGGUUCACUGGCACCUCCCCAAAGGAGCUGCCUUUUCCUGGCUGCCUAAUCUGGACAGGACCUUGGAAGGUCCUAGCUGGGCUGCUGCACCUUGGCAAUAUCUUGUUUGCUGACUCAGAGGAUGAAGCCCAGCCCUGCCGCCUGAUGGACAGUGCCAAAUGCCCCAUCAGGACGUCAGCCUUGCUGCUGCGGCUCCCCGAGGACACACUGCUGGAGACCCUGCGGAUUAGGACCAUCAGGGCAGGCAGGCAGAGGCAGGUGUUCCAGAAGCCCUGCUCCCGAGCCGAGUGCGACACUCGCAGAGACUGUCUGGCCAAGCUGGUCUACUCCCGGCUUUUUGACUGGCUGGUGUCGGUGAUCAACAGCAGCAUCUGCGCAGACCCUGACUCCUGGACCACUUUCAUAGGCCUGCUGGACGUGUACGGGUUUGAGUCAUUUCCUCACAACAGUCUGGAACAGUUGUGCAUCAAUUACACCAAUGAGAAGCUGCAGCAGCACUUUGUGGCCCACUACCUAAGAGCUCAGCAGGAAGAGUAUGCACAGGAGGGACUGGAGUGGUCAUUUGUCAACUACCGGGACAACCAGACAUGUUUGGAUCUCAUCGAGGGGAGCCCCAUCAGCAUCUGCUCCCUCAUAAAUGAGGAGUGCCGCCUGAAUCGUCCAAGCAGUGCGGCCCAACUCCAGAUGCGCAUUGAGAGUGCCCUGGCAGGAAGUCCCUGCCUGGGCCAGGACAAGCUCAGCCGGGAGCCCAGCUUCAUUGUGAUGCAUUACGCGGGGCCUGUGCGGUACCACACAGCAGGCCUGGUAGAGAAGAACAAGGACCCUGUUCCCCCUGAGCUGACUGAACUCCUGCAGCAAUCCCAGGACCUUUUGCUCCGGGUACUGUUUCCUCCUGACACUGAAGAGAAGACCCAGGAGGAGGAGCCCUCAGGCCAGAGCAGGGCCCCUGCAUUGACCGUGGUAUCCAAAUUCAAGGCCUCCCUGGAGCAGCUCCUGCAGGUCCUCCACAGCACUACCCCGCACUACAUUCGCUGUAUCAAGCCCAACAGCCAGGGCCAGGCACAGACCUUCCUCCAGGAAGAGGUCCUGAGCCAGUUGGAGGCGUGUGGCCUGGUGGAGACCAUUCACAUCAGUGCUGCCGGCUUUCCCAUUCGGAUCUCUCACCAGAACUUUGUGGAAAGGUAUGGGUUACUGAGAAGGCUCUGUCCUCAUACAUCCUCAGGCCUCCACAGCCCAGAUCCUGCCAAGGGGUGCUCUGAACGGACCCCACAGGCAGACUCGGCCAUGCUGCUGUCUCUGCUCCAGGACAUUCUCCAUAUCCCGCCAGCUCUAACUCAGACGGCAGCCACAGCUGUCCAGCCCGCCGACACCAUGGCAGCUUCAGUGCACUGCGGCAAGACCAAGGUCUUCAUGACCAACUCUGUGCUGGAGCUUCUGGAACAUAGGCGUGUCCAGGUGCUGGAACAAUGUGCUCGUUGCAUCCAGCGUGGCUGGAAGCGCCACCAGCACCGAAAGCAGGAGCGGCGAAGGCAGGCCGCUGUGUGCAUUCAGGCAGCUGCUCGUUCCUGGUUAACUCGGAAACACAUCCAGAGGCUGCACAAAGCUGCCACAGUCAUCAAGCACGCAUGGCGGCAGUGGAGAAUGAGAAUGGCCUUUCUUGCGUCUGAAGAACUGGAUGGUGUAGAAGAAAAAUACUCAGCUGUGGCUCCCCAGUCCUGGAGCGUCUCCCCACUGCGCCCAGAGCAGACCAAGCUCCAGGGGGCAAUUGUCCGCCUCUGGCCCCUCGGACUGGUCCUGGCUAACGCGUGUGUGGGCGUCCGUGGCCUUCAGAGGAAACUAGUGGUCUGUGCCUGCCUUCAGCUCCCCAGAGGCAGCCCUCGUGGCUACACUAUCCAAACAGCACAAGGCCAGGCUGGGGUCACGUCCAUCCGAGCACUGCCUCAGGGCCCGAUAAAGUUUCACUGCAAGAAGUCUCCCCUGCGCCAUGCUGACAUCUGCCCCGAGCCUCGGCCCUGCCAUGUCACUGGCUUUAAUCAGAUUCUGCUGGACAGACACAGGCCAUGACCCCUUCUCAGCCUCAUCCUUCACCUGGCCAGGUGAUCCUAGGUGCCUUUUGUUUCUGCGGGGU
Molecule: messenger RNA, 2243 nt
Organism: Ochotona curzoniae (black-lipped pika)
Lineage: Eukaryota; Metazoa; Chordata; Mammalia; Lagomorpha; Ochotonidae
Product: unconventional myosin-XIX-like
Exons: 17
Coding region: 110-2179 (689 amino acids)
Biological process (GO): actin filament organization; vesicle transport along actin filament
Cellular component (GO): actin cytoskeleton; vesicle; myosin complex
Molecular function (GO): microfilament motor activity; ATP binding; actin filament binding
Source: RefSeq, a predicted model, not a curated record